GCUCAAAUAGUGCAUCGAACAGCCAAGCAGCAUGAAACUUCAGAUUUUCCUCCUAUUGACGUGCAUUUCGUGCAUUUACUGCCAGGACAAGGGAUAUUGUGAUCCGGAUUUGUGCACCGAUUCAUGGGGCAACGUCAGUCCGCACAUUGGGUGUCCCGGCGUAGCGAAAGACGAGUGUCCAAGUGAUGCCCGUUGGAUCCCCAUUGAGAAGGAAUUACGUUCGAUUGUCUUGGACAAGCAUAACAGCUACCGGAAUCAACUUGCGGCGGGAAAAUUAGCGGGAUUUCCAGCUGCAAAGAAAAUGCCGACAAUUGAAUGGGAUGACGAAUUAGCGUAUCUCGCAUAUUUGAACGUCAUGCAAUGCGUUUUUGAGCACGACGAAUGCCACAAUACGUACCAAUUUAAAUGGGCGGGUCAGAAUCUCGGCUGGAGCGGAGGAUAUUCGAGUGAUAAACAAGCCGUUCAAACGAAUGUCGAUGGAUGGUGGGCCGAACACAAAAAUGCUACCGAAAGUGACAUUCAUGAAGUUGGAGAUUCAAAAUACAUGAUAGGACAUUUUACGGCGAUGGCUCAAGAUCGUACAAAUCGCAUUGGAUGUGCAGGUUCAGUUUAUAACGGAAAGGAGCGUUUAGUGGCAUGCAAUUAUUCGUUUACGAACUUGCAAGGAUCGCCAGUUUACGAAUCAGGAAAAGCUGCUUCGGGAUGCAAAACGGGAACUAACUCGAAAUAUCCAAGUUUGUGCAGUACGAAGGAAGAAGUUGAUCCGAAUCCUUAAGUUUGGCAUGAAAAUUCGUAAAAAAUAAAUGGAUGUUUGAGACUUUUGUCAGUUUUUGCCUGAAAAUUUUGAAAAAAAUUAAUUUUUUGACUUUAAAAUCUCCUAA
Culicoides brevitarsis is the source of this 881-nucleotide messenger RNA. Its product is annotated as antigen 5 like allergen Cul n 1-like. The record is from RefSeq and is a predicted model, not a curated record. The transcript is spliced from 4 exons. NCBI's taxonomy places the organism in Eukaryota, Metazoa, Arthropoda, Insecta, Diptera, Ceratopogonidae. The coding region runs from base 32 to 775 and encodes 247 amino acids.